Messenger RNA from Saccostrea cuccullata (small rock oyster), 1189 nucleotides. RefSeq lists its product as uncharacterized. The record is from RefSeq and is a predicted model, not a curated record. The transcript is spliced from 3 exons. Bases 77 to 796 code for a protein of 239 amino acids. NCBI's taxonomy places the organism in Eukaryota, Metazoa, Mollusca, Bivalvia, Ostreida, Ostreidae.
GGACUUGUCCUAGCCUCGCCAUAAAUAUUAAAAAUGUUGAUUAAAACGAGAAGUCUGGCUGUUUUUUGUUGUAUGGAUGCUGAUUGCAAAGUGUCAAUGCACUUCAGAAUUUAUACGGAAUAUGGAGGAGCCGUAUAUAAAACCUUUGUAUCUGAAUGUGUCUGAGGCGGCAGAAGAAAAUACAAUCACUGUGUACGGAAGAAUUCGGGGACCAAGAGACACGACAGGAAAGAUGAAAUAUGGGACGAUUGUCAAAUUUGACAAAGUUUUUGAAUCAACAGAAGGUUCAACAGACUAUGAAUUCGUUUUGAGCCACGACUCACGAAGAUAUUGGCCGAGAAUUACGUUCAGUUCAAAAUCAGCUUCAGAAUCUAUGAAGAUCUAUUUGAACUGGAUCGUGGACGACCAAGUACAAUCCGAAUUUACCGGAGGAGAGUGCUUGGUCGGGAUAACUAAGUCCACCGAGAACCAUUCUACAACUUACACACCAGUUCUGCAGAACUGUGACCACCGCAUUAGUGAUUACUUUAAAUUUGGAUUAAAUGUAUCUGGUAAAGUAGUUAAGCUUCAUUCAGACAUGUACUGCUUUUCUGGGAAUGAAGAAUAUAAAAAGUACUUCACGUCUAACUGUACAACGUAUGGAGUUUAUGACCUGUCAUACGUUACCUUUCACGAAGGCAAAAUGGCGGCCGACAAUGUUGAACUUCUUUAUCUCAAUUAUAUGUUCGAUCCCAUGGGACCAUGUGCAUACCACUGUAUUGCAGAUGUGAAGGAAUGGUAUUUCCCAAUCGUUUAGUGGAGUGAAAAUCCUAUGAAAACAAUACGCUUGAUGCAAAAUGUAAUAUUUUCCCAAAUUAAAAAAAAGAAAUCUUACAGCAAUGUUUGAGCUGUCUGUCAGAUAUCUAUACCAUACAUACUUAAUUAGUGAGUCUGAAUAAAUUGCUUACAGAUCAUGUUAUAUUAAAGAUAAUUUUUAUUUAAUUUCCUGUGUAAGAGUGUUUUACAAAGGACAAAUCCUUUUAGUUGAUAACGCAACUCUAACUUACUCAACAGUAGCAUGCCAUGCGUUUAAGAAUUUUACUGUCAGGAGCCAACCUCGUUAAGAUUUUUCCUAAACUCUUGUACAUAAAUUUGACUUGGUACACUGUAACAUUACUUGUUUAUUUGUUUCAGGAAGAAAUAAAUGCUC